This is a messenger RNA of Xyrauchen texanus (razorback sucker), 8106 nucleotides long. RefSeq names its product host cell factor 1-like. Gene Ontology annotation, molecular function: protein binding; transcription coactivator activity. Gene Ontology annotation, cellular component: histone methyltransferase complex. Gene Ontology annotation, biological process: regulation of DNA-templated transcription; chromatin remodeling. The transcript is spliced from 29 exons. NCBI's taxonomy places the organism in Eukaryota, Metazoa, Chordata, Actinopteri, Cypriniformes, Catostomidae. The coding region runs from base 378 to 6350 and encodes 1990 amino acids. The record is from RefSeq and is a predicted model, not a curated record.
UACAAGAUGGAGGCAUCCAAAUCUGCACCGAGAUCAGCUUCAUAUCUAAAAGGCACCCGCCACACUUUUUAUGCAUAUUGAGGUUUACGGAAAAAUUCACGGGAGUCCAACUGCAUGCAAACCUACGGCUUUGGAGUUAUUUUCGUUCCUUUCUUCUGGAAUUGGUUUAUGAACCGCUGGUGUUCGUCUCUCAUUCGCUCAUGAUGAAAAGCUACUUCUGCCGCUAAAAUGGCGGGUCGCCCAUAUUUUUGGCUAACCGGUUAGCAUCGUUAUACUCGUCUUUUCGUGUUAAACACGUUUAAAGUUAACUUAUAUUUUAAUAGACGUUUCUGCCAAACAACACCGCGAUUCGUGCAGAAAACGUGAGAGAAGUGGACAUGGCUUCUUCAGGCACCGCGGGCUCGGUUCUGCAGCUGCGCUGGAAGAGGGUUUUGGGUUGGUCCGGUCCGGUUCCUCGCCCGAGACACGGACACCGAGCCGUGGCCAUAAAAGAGCUGAUGGUAGUGUUCGGCGGAGGGAAUGAAGGGAUUGUGGAUGAACUGCACGUCUAUAACACAGCCACCAAUCAGUGGUUUAUUCCUGCUGUCCGGGGUGACAUUCCUCCUGGAUGUGCUGCAUAUGGAUUUGUGUGUGACGGCACCCGACUCCUUGUUUUCGGGGGCAUGGUUGAAUAUGGAAAGUACAGCAACGAUCUCUAUGAACUACAGGCCAGCAGGUGGGAGUGGAAACGGUUGAAGCCCAAAGCCCAGAAGAAUGGCCCACCACCUUGUCCCCGCCUGGGCCACAGUUUUUCUCUAAUUGGAAACAAAUGCUAUUUGUUUGGUGGACUGGCGAAUGACAGCGAGGAUCCCAAAAACAAUAUUCCAAGAUACCUGAAUGACCUUUAUACGCUCGAGCUACGCCCUGGCUCUAACGUAGCAGGCUGGGACAUCCCCAUUACAUACGGUGUGCUGCCCCCUCCUCGAGAGAGCCACACUGCUGUCGUCUACACAGAGAAAACAUCCAAAAAGUCUCGCCUCAUCAUCUAUGGCGGCAUGAGUGGCUGCCGUCUUGGAGAUCUGUGGACUUUAGAUAUAGAUACUUUGACCUGGAACAAACCUGCCAUAAGUGGCGUGGCACCUCUGCCUCGCAGUCUCCAUUCUGCCACUACUAUAACCAACAAGAUGUUUGUGUUUGGUGGAUGGGUCCCUCUGGUUAUGGAUGAUGUCAAAGUAGCUACACAUGAAAAGGAAUGGAAGUGCACCAACACUUUGGCCUGUUUAAAUCUAGACACAAUGUCGUGGGAAACUAUCUUGAUGGACACUCUAGAGGAUAAUAUCCCAAGGGCCAGAGCUGGACACUGCUCUGUGUCUAUUAACAAUAGACUGUAUGUAUGGAGUGGCAGAGAUGGUUACCGCAAAGCCUGGAACAACCAAGUUUGCUGCAAAGACCUGUGGUACCUGGAGACAGAUCGUCCUCUGCCUCCAUCACGUGUGCAACUGGUCCGUGCCAACACCAACUCUCUGGAGGUGAGCUGGGGGGCAGUGCCCACAGCAGACACAUACCUGCUACAGCUGCAGAAAUAUGACAUCCCUGCUGCGACAGCUGCCAUGUCUCCGACCGUCAACCCCACUUCGUCGUUGCCCAUCAACUCGCCCAAGAGUCCUGCACCUGCCUCUGCUGCUCCUGCAGCUCAGAGCAUGCCCAUUUCUGGGGUCACACUGGUGCCACAAGUCCCUUCAACCACUACUUUCAUGCCAGGCAGCCCAAUAGCAGCCUCACCUCGUGGGCCAGCUAUUCUUAAAGUGGCAGCGCCUCAUUCCACACCUGGGACGUCCGUUGUUACUGUACGUCAGGCCAUCCCAGGGGCGAAAUCCCCGGUCACUGUAACAUCACUUCCUGCAGGGGUCCGCAUGGUUGUCCCUGCACAGAGCACACAGGGCACGCCGAUCGGCAGCAGUCCUCAGAUGAGCGGCAUGGCUGCUUUGGCUGCAGCUGCAGCUGCCACACAGAAGAUUCCGCCCUCUUCCACGACCACGUUGUUAAAUGUUCCUGCAGGAGCCACCCUAGUAAAGACUGUUGCCAUGACUCCAGGAUCCACGACUCAUCCCGCUACCGUCAAAGUAGCUUCACCUGUUAUGGUUACUAACCCUGCUACCCGAAUGCUAAAAACGGCUGCAGCCCAGGUCGGCACUUCAGCCAUAUCUACUCCCAACACCCCAACUCGCCCCAUCAUCACUGUACACAAAUCUGGCACGGUGACCGUAGCCCAGCAGGCCCAGGUUGUCACCACCAUGGUUGGAGGGGUCACCAAAACUAUAACGCUUGUCAAGAGCCCCAUCACAAUGAGUGGCGGCAGCGCUUUGAUCUCCAGUCUCGGAAAAAUGAUGUCUGUUGUUCAGACCAAACCAGUACAGACUUCUGCAGUGACUGGACAGGCUGGAAGCAGCCCUGUCACAUUAAUACAGACAAAGACUCCUCUGCCUGCUGGUACCAUCUUGAAGCUGGUCACAUCUGCAGAUGGCAAGCCCACCACUAUCAUUACAACUAGCCAGGCAGGAGGGACUGGCACCAAGCCCACUAUCCUGGGCAUUAGCAGUGUCUCUCCAAACACCACCAAUAAACCAGGCACCACCUAUAUUAAAACCAUUCCAAUGUCUGCCAUUCAACAAGGAGGUGUGGCUGGUAGUCCUGGCAUCAAGUCCCCGAUCACAAUUAUUACCACCAAGAUGGUUACUCCUGGCACUCAAGGCAAAAUCAUAACCACUGUGCCCAAACUGGCUACAGGGGCAGGACAACAGGGUGUCACACAGGUGGUCCUGAAGGGUGCGCCAGGUCAGCCUGGCACCAUCCUGCGUACAGUUCCAAUGGGUGGAGUUCGUCUUGUUUCACCAGGCACUGUGACAGCUGGCAAACCAACUGUUACCACAUUGGUCGUCAAGGGCACCACAGGUGUCACAACUCUGGGCACAGUAACUGGUACUGUAACAAGCAGUGUGACAGGGGGCACUAGCCUGGUGACACCGGUCACCAAUCUUGCCUCCAUCGCCACGUUGGCCAGUCAGGUGAUCAAUCCCGCAGCCAUCACUGUAUCUGCUGCCCAGACCAGCCUCGCCACUGCCACAAUGCAGUCGGCAACCCAACCAACUCAAGUGACUCUAAUCACCACUCCCAGUGGUGCGGAGGCCCAGCCUGCACAGGACUUGCCUGUCUCCAUCCUGGCCUCUCCCACAUCCGAGCAGCCCUCUACCACCGGUGCUGAUGCUGGAGACAGUGUGGGUGACAGUGCUGGUACCGUGACGUUGGUCUGUUCCAACCCUCCUUGUGAAACUCACGAGACUGGAACGACCAAUACAGCUACAACAGCUUCUGCUAAAAUGGGCACCAAACAGGUCUGUUCCAACCCCCCAUGUGAAACUCACGAGACUGGAACGACCAACACGUCUACAACUGCAUCUGCUAAAAUGGGCACUGAACAGGUCUGCUCCAACCCUCCAUGUGAGACACAUGUAACAGGCACCACCAAUACUGCUACGACUGCCUCUGCCAACAUGGCCGUGGAACAACAGGUGUGCAACAACCCACCUUCAGAAACCCACGACACAGGCACCACCAAUACCGCCACCACUGCCAGCUGUAACAUGGGCUCUAAUGAGAUGGGAACAGUGAACAGCAAGACAGGGGCAUCUUCGUCUGCUGAAUCCUCUGCUUCCGGGUCUGAACCAUCCACACCCGUCGCAGAUGGCAGUGGCGCUUCUGGUACCACACGGCAGGAGAAUCUCCGCACUGGUACCACCAACACCUCCACCACGGCCCGCUCCAACAUGGGCUCUGAUCAGACAGGAACAGUGCAGAGCUCUAACAAAAGCAAAGAAGCCAUCUCCUCUACACUGAUGCCCGUUUCCUCCAACCCUCCCUGUGAGGCACAGGAUACGGGCACCACAAACACGUCCACUGUGUCUGGUGAAGGAGAUGUCCAGCAGGUCUGCUCGAAUCCACCAAGUGAGACACUUGAAAGGGGCACGACCAACACUGCUACACAGUCAACCUCCAUUACAGACAGUGGGGAGAGCAAUGUUGUGCAGAGUGUGUGCUCCAAUCCGCCCUGUGAAACCCAUGAAACUGGCACUACCAAUACGCCAACUCAGGCAUCAUCUUCUAUUGGAGCUGGACAGAAUGACAGUGUACAAAGGGUGUGUUCAAACCCGCCCUGUGAAACCCAUGAAACGGGCACUACCAAUACGCCAACUCAGGCGUCAUCUUCUAUUGGAGCUGGACAGAAUGACAGUGUACAAAGGGUGUGUUCAAACCCGCCCUGUGAAACCCAUGAAACGGGCACUACCAAUACGCCAACUCAGGCGUCAUCAUCUGUUGGAGCUGGACAGAAUGGCAGCGUACAAAGGGUGUGUUCAAACCCACCCUGUGAAACCCAUGAAACGGGGACUACCAAUACGCCAACUCAGGCGUCAUCAUCUGUUGGAGCUGGACAGAAUGGCAGCGUACAAAGGGUGUGUUCAAACCCACCCUGUGAAACCCAUGAAACGGGGACUACCAAUACUGCCACAACUGCGACUAGCAGCUUGGAGACUGGAGAAGGAACAGCUCAACAGGAUGCUGAUGGACAGGGUGACAGUGGCACCAGCUCAGAACCCACAUCCUCCACAGAACCAGCCAUUCCCACAACACAAAGCAGAGCCAUCACCAUCGUGACACAGGCCACGCCAACUCCAGGACCAUCAGUACCGGAAAUCUCAUCCAUGGCUGGCUCUGCAGUGGUGGCAGAAGUACCGGGAGAGGCGGAAGCCAUGGAGCAGAGCAGCUCUGAGGCUGUAGCAGCUGCAGAAGAGCCCAUGCAGACAGAGUGUCAGGGAGAACUAGGUGAAGAGGGAGCUGUCAGGGUGGUUGCCAUAGAUGAGGGUGCAGCGGGUGAUGAGGGCACUAUGCUACAGGUUCAUGUUGCUAUGGAAGCGCAACCCAGCCAAGGAGAUCAGGCUGAGCAGAUGGAGGCUGGUGUGGCGGCAGCAGAGGCGAUGAGUCUUGCUGCGCAGGACUCUGAAGCUCUCGCUCUGCCUCAGGAGCUGAUGUCUGCCGAAGGACAGCAGACAACUCUCAUGGUGACUGGACUGACCCCGGAGGAGCUGGCAGUGACUGCAGCAGCUGAGGCUGCUGCACAGGCUGCGGCUACUGAAGAGGCUCAGUCCCUCGCCAUCCAGGCUGUGCUACAAGCAGCUCAGCAGGCUGUACUCCGUGAAGGUAAUGCAGGUCAGGAUGGGCAGCAGUCCACCACCAUCCCUAUAGUUUUGACCCAGCAGGAGCUUGCUGCCUUAGUUCAGCAGCAGACACAGCUGCAGGAGGCACAGGCGGCUGCAGCCCUGCAGUUGCGUGCUGAAGCAGCUGCACUGCCCACCGAGGCCUUGGCACCAGCAGACAGUCUCAACGAUCCAGCAUCUGAGAGCAAUGGCCAUGAGAUGGCAACCGCUGUUACUGCCACUGUGGCCCGUCUACUUCCUCGCACUUCUGCUGAGACUCUGGCCCCAUCAAGUACUUUUGCUUCAUCUCAGCCGAUGGUGGUCACCAGCCCUGCCAAGAUUCAAGCGGCCACCUCUCUAGCUGAGGUGGCCAAUGGUAUAGAGUCUGCAGCUGGGAAGCAAGAUGCACCUCCAGCUGUUGUGAAGCCUCCAGUGAAGAAAGAGCAUCAGUGGUUUGAUGUUGGAGUCGUCAAGGUGACAAACAUGGUUGUCACUCACUAUUAUGUGCCGGCAGAUGAUUCACCUGUUACUGAUGAUGAUUCCGGGGCAAUACCAGACUACAGCCGGAUGAAGAAAAUAGAGCUGUCUCCUGGCACUGCUUACAAGUUCCGCGUUGCCGGUAUCAAUGCAUGUGGCCGGGGAACGUUCUCUGAGGUCUCUGCAUUUAAGACAUGUUUACCUGGCUUCCCUGGAGCACCGUGUGCCAUUAAAAUAAGCAAGAGUCCUGAUGGUGCCCACCUGACCUGGGAGCCUCCUUCAGUGACGUCAGGGAAGAUCAUAGAGUACUCAGUGUAUCUGGCCAUCCAGAGCUCACAGACAGUGGAGGCGAAAGCAUCAACUCCGGCUCAGCUCGCCUUCAUGCGGGUGUACUGUGGGCCCAGCCCGUCCUGCCUGGUGCAAUCAUCUAGUCUCUCCAACGCCCACAUCGACUACACCACCAAACCCGCCAUCAUCUUCCGUAUCGCCGCCCGCAAUGAGAAGGGCUAUGGCCCUGCCACGCAAGUCAGGUGGCUACAAGAAACAAGUAAAGAUGGCUCUGCGGCCAAACCAGUUGCAAAGAGACCAGUCUCGUCACCUGAUUUGAAAGGCACUGGUCCAAAGAAGGCAAGAUCUGACCAGUGAGAGCUCCAUGACCCCUGAACCAUGACUGAACUUCACUUCCUGCUGAAUGAUCUUCCUUUUUCCACUUCUCUCACCCCAUUCCAACCUCAACAGGAAAUGGCAGCCAAAAAUAGAAGUUGAAAAAAAGGAACAGAGAAUCCAUUUUUGAAAAGUCCACCCAUCACUGGACAUUUCGGUUUCAUGGACGCCUUCUUUCCAAUUGUAUUUGUUAUAAAAUCACAACCUCCCUCAAAGUUAAAAGCACAUACAUUUUGCUUUUCCUGAUGACUCUUUGUGUAAAAAGAUUCCAAUGGCAGCGUUCAAUCUAGUGAACUUAUCAGAUAUUCAUUGUUUUUCCUCCCUCAAUAUUCAUUUAUUUUUAUGCUUCUUUCAAUACAAGCAAUAGAUAACAAUGGGAAAAUACCUUUACUCUUUUGUCAGUUUGUUGAUGUUUUCAUUAUUUGGGCAAGGCGGUAUAAUGCAAAGACGACGGGAGCAAUACAAAGGAAUAAAUGCGGACAUGCAACGUCACUGGGAGAUGCAUCAAAAUACGAAUAAAAAACAAACAGCACUUGGUGAUGCUUUUGUGGUAAAAGACUCUGUAUAUUUGAAAAAUCUAAUUAUUCACACACUGCGAGUACAGUAGCCUGUCUUGCAUCACUGUGUUCAUACAUUUGCUUUGAUGGACAGAAACGAGGACCGUAACGCUGAAGACAAAAGACUUCAAUCCAUGUAGAUGAACGGCAUACUACUUUUGCAUUGCGUUAACUAGAUCUUGUAUAAAGAAAAAAUUCCAAGAAUAGUAAAUGGUGAUACAGGAGUUCAUUGUGUGUGGUUUAUUUUUUUUAUUUUUCUGUGCGCAUUUUUAACCUCGCACCUCUCCUUAACAUGUUAACCGCUCGUUCCUGUAGCCUCCAUACGUGUGGAAUUGUAAUGUGGUGGCUUGUCUAAAGGCCACUGUUUUUUCCAUCCCACAUUCAAAAAAUUAUUUACACUUUAUUUUUAGGAUUUGUACUGUAAAGUGUAUGUAUUCUUUCUGAAAAAUGACCCACACUAAACAAGCUUGAGAAAGCCCCCUUCAUUUGUGCAUACAUUUUUAUUGUUUGGCCUUUAUUAGAGCCUACUGCAUAAAAAGAUGAUUUUAUUUAAAUUUCCCACCGUCAUCCUUUGCCUAGUCUAUAGUUUCUGUAAAUUUACUUUCUGAAGCUGAAGUUUCUCUUUAUACACUUGGAUUUGUGAGUAUGUAGAAACAAACUGGGAUUCUUAAAUUGUGCAGCAAAAGUUGAAACCAUUUUCAUUAUCUGCAGACUGCUUUGGACUUGUUUAGGGAUGCAGGCUUGUGUAAAUGCUAAAAUGUUGGAAUUUUAGAAGUUUGACAGCUAUGUCUUUUUUUGAAUGGAAAUUGGAAACGGUCCUGUUUCUAGCGGUUGGAAAGCGUUUAAGACUGGAUUGUUGGCUUAGCCAGAGUUUGAACUCCGUUGUAAAUUAGUUCUUUCACGUAGUAAAAUGGAAAAACUCUUUGCCUUUUUUAUAUAAUUAUCUGUAACAAAAUGUUUUUACAUGUUGUCAUCUAUUGAUUGCUUUUUUUGUCUUGGCAUAUAAAAGUAAUUGAAUUCUGUCUGUGUUCAUUUGUGUGUCCUGUUGCCUGCUCCUUUAUGGCGUUGUUUGUGUUGCUGAUUGUGUGUUGUGUUUAUAUGUUAUGUACAAGAAGAUGACCAGCAAGAGAUUAAAGAUUAUUUGUAUCAGGACUAAGAGAGAGAGAUGGCUUUGGGAUUUU